UUAAAAUGUGUAGUGAAACAGCGUCACUUUCACUUCUCUCUUUCACUCUCUUUCUCCUUCUCUCUUCAUUCCCAGUUAAACACCUUCGCCUUUAUUUCUUUUUUAUUCAUUCUCUCUUCUUUAACUUCCGGCCAGCUCAAAACAACUGCUUCUAACAUGUCUUACGACAUCCCCACGUGUAUUUAAUUCAUCAUAAAUUACUGCCUACUUCACUCCCUUUAGUUCAACCUCAAAUGCUGGAUCUGAAACUUCAUUUCGUACAUUCCUAAGCAAAUGCUAUUAGAGAAACUUUUUAGUUUCAGCUCCAAUGUUUAAGCUGAGUUGACCUGUCAACUCAUUAUUUGAUGACAGGUGUCAAUGCUGCUCUGUGGUGUACCAAGAAUUUUAGGCCUCCAUAUUGUUCCUUUUUGUUACCGCAUUCAGUUUCAGAUAUCCUGUGUCAAACAACUCCACAUGAAGUUCGAGUUCACUUCAUUGUUUCUUUUCUUCUUUAUCAUAGUCAAUCUAUUUGCUUUGGCUGUUACAGACCUGAACUCAGAUCAACAAGCCCUUCUUGAAUUUUCAGUCAAAGUUCCGCAUCUAAGGAAACUCAAUUGGACCUCCACUAAUCCCAUCUGCCAGUCUUGGGUAGGCAUCACUUGCACGAUGGAUCAUACUCGUGUAAUUGCACUACGGCUUCCAGGAGUUGGACUUAUAGGCCCUAUUCCAAACAACACUCUUGGUAAACUAGAUGCCCUUAGGACUUUAAGCCUUCGAUCUAAUGUACUAACUGGUAGUCUACCUUCUGAUAUUGUCUCCCUUCCUUCUCUGCGACACCUAUAUCUCCAGCAUAAUAACUUCUCUGGUGACAUUCCUUCAUCCUUUUCCCCACAUCUAACUGUAUUGGACCUGUCAUUCAACUCCUUCGAGGGAAACAUUCCACAGAGCAUAAAUAAUUUGACGCAACUCACUGGAUUGAAUCUCCAGAACAACAAUCUUUCUGGAUCCAUUCCCAAUUUAAAUGACACUAAGCUCAGACACUUGAAUUUAAGCUAUAAUCAUCUUAAUGGUUCAAUCCCACUGUCCCUUCAGAAGUUCCCCAAUUCCUCUUUUAUAGGAAACUCUUUUUUAUGUGGACCACCAUUACAAUCAUGCUCCAUUAUUCCACCUUCUCCAUCACCUACUUAUUCUCCACCCCCUGUGUUACCUCGAAAAAAAAGCUCCAAACAGAAACUAGCAUUGGGUGCUAUCAUUGCCAUUGCUGUAGGAGCCUUACUGCUAUGCCUUCUAACUCUAAUUUUUUUAUUCUGCUUUUUGAAGAAAAAAGAUAAUGGAAGAAAUGGUGUUUCUAAAGGGAAGGCUUCUAGUACUGGCAGGGGUGAGAAGCCCAAGGAGGAGUUUGGAAGUGGGGUGCAGGAACCUCAGAAAAACAAGCUGGUUUUCUUUGAAGGUUGCUCAUAUAAUUUUGACCUUGACGAUUUAUUAAGGGCUUCAGCUGAAGUGCUGGGUAAGGGUAGUUAUGGCACAGCAUAUAAAGCUGUCCUGGAGGAAUCAACAACAGUAGUGGUUAAAAGGUUAAAGGAAGUGGUGGUGAGCAAGAGGGACUUUGAACAGCAAAUGGAAAUUCUUGGAAGGGUUGGGCAACACCCAAAUGUCGUGCCACUUCGUGCUUAUUACUAUUCAAAGGAUGAAAAGCUCUUGGUUUACGAUUAUUAUUCAAUGGGCAACCUAUCAACACUUUUGCAUGGAAACCGGGGAGCUGAAAGAACUCCACUCGACUGGGACACUAGAAUAAAAAUAUCCCUUGGGACCGCUAGGGGAAUUGUGCAUGUUCAUUCCGUGGGUGGCCCAAAAUUCACUCAUGGAAAUAUUAAAUCCUCAAAUGUCCUUCUCAACCAAGAUCUUGAUGGAUGCAUCUCUGAUUUUGGCCUGACCCCUCUUAUGAAUGUUCCUGCAACUCCAUCUCGGAGUGCAGGCUAUCGUGCUCCAGAAGUGAUUGAAACUCGUAAGCACAGUCAUAAAUCAGAUGUGUACAGUUAUGGUGUUCUUCUUCUUGAGAUGCUGACUGGAAAAGCACCACUCCAGUCUCCAGGGCGUGAGGAUAUGGUUGAUCUUCCUAGGUGGGUUCAGUCUGUUGUGCGGGAAGAAUGGACAGCUGAGGUUUUUGACGUGGAGUUGAUGAGAUUCCAAAACAUCGAAGAAGAAAUGGUGCAGAUGUUGCAAAUUGCCAUGGCCUGUGUGGCAAAAGUGCCAGACAUGAGGCCUCAUAUGGAUGAAGUUGUUAGAAUGAUUGAAGAAAUCCGGCCAUCUGACUCAGAAAACCGGCCCUCAUCUGAAGAGAACAAAUAAAAGGGUGCAAAUGUGCAGACUCCAUAAUUGUUUACAAAGUUUAUGCCUAAUUAUUUCAAGUAAGAUUCAGUAUUUUCCAUGGGGAGAUGAUAGUGAUUUUUUUUCAAGCAUUAUUUGUAACUUGGAUGCGUUUGUGGUGGCUUCGUACGGUGUGAAUCUGUUCAAUUAUGCUAAUUUUCUUAGGGAACGAUGUAGUUCUAUUCUUUUCAACUCAUUUGAUGGGUUUUUCAUUUCAAGAUAUCUUGUAAUUAUUUUUAUUUCAACUGUGUAUCAUUUGAUGAGCUUCAAUUCAUGUUGGUUAAUCUGUCCA
This is a messenger RNA of Mangifera indica (mango), 2638 nucleotides long. RefSeq names its product probable inactive receptor kinase At5g58300. Gene Ontology annotation, biological process: protein phosphorylation. NCBI's taxonomy places the organism in Eukaryota, Viridiplantae, Streptophyta, Magnoliopsida, Sapindales, Anacardiaceae. Bases 358 to 2328 code for a protein of 656 amino acids. The record is from RefSeq and is a predicted model, not a curated record. Gene Ontology annotation, molecular function: protein binding; protein kinase activity; ATP binding. The transcript has 3 exons.